CCAUAACGCUGCUGGUUUCUGUUCUCCAAGGGUGGAUGGUUCUGGUUCUGGUUCUGGAUUAUCUUCACUGAACCCGACAUGUCACAGAACAUAAAGGCUUAGAACCCAGCGGUGCAGAUCCACGUUGAUCCGAGGAGACGGAACCAGACGGACAGAACAUCGGCCCGGUUCUUUGGGAAAAGUUCGGAUGUGUUCUGUUCGAACGUGGAUAACACGUGACUGCGUGACAGAGCCGCUGGUAGGGCCGUUGGUCUCCAUGGCAACCGAGGAUUGUUUACGGAGUGGCCACGCCGCAGAGACGCCUGGAUUACCGGAAAAAACCUUCUACAGACCAGAACCACUGGCUCCACCGGUAUUCAGCUGCUAGAGUACCGGCCAGGGUCCACUUUAUGGCUGCUUAGUGUGGAAAAAAAGAUUCUGAUCAAAUCCAAAAGCAUCUGAUGGGAUUUUCUCUGAGAGUGAGAUGACAGGAAGGAUGGCAGAGGGCUGGACAGGACAGGAGACGGCUUAGGAGGAAACAGGAGGACCACAAGGAACACCUGACUCCAGAACCAGGGGUUCUGAUCCGCAUUGAACUCUCAGGUCAAAGCGAUGGCAGGAACGUCCAGACAUGACCACGAGAUGGCAGUGAUGGCCAAACGCCAGCUGUCCCAGUGCUCGGAUCCCGUGGAGAAACUCCGUCUGCAGUGUCUGAUCAGGGGCUCGUCUGGGAUCAAGGGUCUUGGCAGAACCUUUAGAGUGAUGGACGACAACCAGAACCGGUCUCUGGACUUAAAGGAGUUCUUGAAGGGUCUGAACGACUAUGGGCUGCUGAUGGAGAAGGAGGAGGCUGCCGCGCUCUUCCAGCACUUUGACCGUGAUGGCAGCGGGACCAUCAGUUUUGACGAGUUCCUCAUUGCUCUUCGGCCUCCGAUGUCCAGGGCUCGACUGGAGGUGGUCAUGCAGGCCUUUCGAAAGAUGGAUAAGACGGGGGAUGGGGUGAUCACAGUGGAGGACCUGAGAGGAGUCUACAACGCCAAGUAUCACCCCAAAUACCAGAAUGGAGAGUUGAGUGAAGAUCAGGUGUUCAGGACCUUCCUGGACAGCUUUGACUCUCCGUAUGACAAAGACGGGAAGGUCACCAAAGAAGAGUUCAUUGACUACUACAGUGGCGUGAGCGCAUCCAUCGACAGCGAUGUCUACUUCAUUCUCAUGAUGAGGAACGCCUGGAAGCUGUAAGCUUCAUGGGAUCUUCAGAGGAUCUCCUAAAGAUUUCAAGAGGAUCAUCAGAAGACUUUCCAAAGAUUCCAGAGGAUGGUUCCGGGAUCUAGAGACUUUAAAUGUCAUGCAUGGAUCCUGAAAUGAUCUUCACAGGAUGUUUGUAGGAUUUCACAGGAUUCUUAGGAUAUUUAGAGGACCCUCAAAGGAUCUUCCCGGCUUUAGCAGAGGUUGUUUGUGGGAUCCGAAGAUCUUCCUCUCAGCUGAAGAAGGGUUGUUCUUCAGUCUCAGCGAGUGGUUCGGCCAUGUUGACUAACUGAGUCUGUGGAGCUGAAUGAUAACAGUCUGUCAGUUUGAUCACUUCUUUUUAGGGUUAAUAAAGCAGCAAUGUCUUGUGGACGGUGUCUCCAUCAUCAA
Messenger RNA from Oryzias latipes (Japanese medaka), 1614 nucleotides. Lineage: Eukaryota; Metazoa; Chordata; Actinopteri; Beloniformes; Adrianichthyidae. The record is from RefSeq and is a predicted model, not a curated record.